Molecule: messenger RNA, 2684 nt
Organism: Cyclopterus lumpus (lumpfish)
Lineage: Eukaryota; Metazoa; Chordata; Actinopteri; Perciformes; Cyclopteridae
Gene: zbtb35
Product: zinc finger protein 131
Exons: 9
Coding region: 160-1875 (571 amino acids)
Biological process (GO): regulation of transcription by RNA polymerase II
Cellular component (GO): nucleus
Molecular function (GO): DNA-binding transcription factor activity, RNA polymerase II-specific; RNA polymerase II cis-regulatory region sequence-specific DNA binding; protein binding
Source: RefSeq, a predicted model, not a curated record
GACUUCGCAAGUGUUUCUGGGAAGCCGAGGCCCGAGGGCCGAACGACCGCCCUUUUUGUAGCACCGAAAGAAGAACAGCGCUACAUGCGUCGAGGGAAAUAUUAUCGUAAAGCAACUUUCUGAAGCAACUCAACCAAACUUGAGAGAAGGAGAAGCUCAAUGAUGGCGGCUGAAGUGGACGUGGCGGUAGAGCUGGAGCAAAGCGAUGAGUACCCGGCACAUUACAAAGUCAUGAUGGACAAACUUAAUGAGCAACGGCAGCUGGAUCAGUUCACAGACAUCACCUUGAUUGUGGAUGGACACCAGUUCAGAGCCCAUAAAGCGGUAUUGGCAGCAUGCAGCCAGUUCUUCCACAAGUUCUUCCAAGAUUUCACGCAGGAGCCGCUAGUGGAGAUAGAAGGAGUGAGCAACACAGCCUUUAGCCAGCUGAUGGAGUUCACGUACACAGCGACGCUAGUUGUCGUCGGAGAAGAAGAGGCCUAUGAUGUCUGGAAGGCUGCGGAAUACCUCCAGAUGCAGGAAGCCAUCAAAGCGCUCAACGUAAAGAUAAAUGAGAAUCCCUCGCUGACGGCCAAGGGCAAAGGUAAAAAGAGGAAGAUUGCGGAGACUUCUAAUGUGAUUACAGAAACCCUACCUUCAGUGGAAGGGGAACAGGUGGAAAUUGAGGUGAUUGGGGAAGGAGGGGCCAUCGAGCUGGAGGAGACCGGACUGGAGGAGGUGGUUGAUGCAGCAAAGAAUGCUCAGGCGGCGUCCGACGACUCUGCUUUGGCUCUUCUGGCGGACAUAACCAGCAAGUAUCAGCAAGGGGAACCUAUGCCUCAGGUCUUAAAGAAAGAAGAACUAGAAGAGGAGAUGGUGUACCAGGAGGAAACGGUGACGGCCUCAAAGGUGCUGGAGAAUGUCGAGGUCGUGGAGGUCCAGAUUUCCCAAGUGGACAACAUGUUCCGCUGCAACAAGUGCGAUCGCAGCUUCAAGCUGUACUACCACCUCAAACAGCACUUGAAAACCCACCUGGGUUCGAUGGAAAAACCACACGUGUGCGACCACUGCGGGAAAGCCUACACGAGGGAGGGCGCCUUGAAGCAGCACAUCGGCACGUUUCAUUUUGAUGCGGAAGAGCUGUCUCAGAACCAGAAACCCCAGAAGAGGGUGCAUGUCUGUGAAUACUGUAAAAAGCACUUUGACCACUUCGGCCACUUUAAGGAGCACUUACGGAAGCACACUGGUGAAAAACCUUAUGAGUGUCCAGAUUGCCACGAGCGUUUCGCAAGGAACAGCACACUGAAGUGCCAUAUGGCGGCCUGUCAGAAUGGGGCUGGAGCCAAGAAAGGACGCAAGAAACUCUACGAAUGCCAGGUCUGCAGCAGUGUAUUCAACAGCUGGGACCAAUUCAAAGACCAUCUCGUGAGCCACACGGGCGACAAGCCCAACCACUGCACCAUGUGUGAUAUGUGGUUCACCCACCCAAAAGACCUAAAGGCCCACCUCAAACACAUCCAUUCCAUUGAGGACAAUUCGGCGGAAGAGCUGGUCCUCAGUGACUCUGCCUCCGCCAUCGCAAUAGAGGGAGCCGAGACGGUUCUGCUGGACGACGGCAUCCAAGUGGAGCAUGUCACGGUCGAGCCAGUGGACGUGAUGGAGAUGGAGGAGGAGACGACAAUGACGACGGUCUUGGUGGAGGACGGAGGGGUGGCGGAGAUGUGCGAGGAGGACGUGGAGAGACUUAAGCGGGCCGGGGUACAGAUCCAGGUGGUGCACGUGACCACAACAGAAGUGGACGGGCAUCAGGUGGUGAACUCUCAGGUGGAGGUGAAGAUGGAGAUGGAGGGUGAAGUGGUGAGCGUCGAGGAGGCGGAGCAAGCGGUUUCUGUAUGAGAAUGCGGAAAAAAGAAGACUGUCAUAUAGGACCUGCAGGACGCUCUUACAGCCCUGAGCGGCUGCUUUGUCCUGGUUACAAGUUAUUUUUUUACAUAAAUAAACACUGCAUGUGCGAUACAGCAUGUCCCCUCAACAUGUCCUGCUGUCUGCCGUCACAUCGAAGACUCCACCUCCAACAUCUCUCACUCCCUUAAUCUAUGGGAAGAGCUACUGCUCCUGUAUUUAUUUUAAAGCCGUUUGCAUCAUAUCACAUUUUCCAUGACUCUUCAGUGCUUCAAUCAAUUUGUAUCAGUUUUUUUUUGUCUCUCUCUGUGUCUUUAUUUUACAUCCAAAUGAAUUAUGUCACUUGCCAAGACAAUUUGACAAUGAAUAAAAGGUUCUUGUUGCUACAUUUGUUUGGUGCAGAACUUCCCUCAGUGCUAAUGCUACAGCUUUUUUUCAGAUUGACUUUUGGUGUUUACCAAAAGGAAUGUAGGAAUCACGUGGAAUUGGUUUCAAGAGUGGGCCACUAGUCAUGCAUCCUGAGUCGAUAGUCUUUAAAAAAUCAACUCCGAUUGAGACUUAGUCUAUCUUCGGAAUCUGUUUUUUAUUUGUUCCUUUCCUGAAACGUGUAAAUGGAGAACCGCUCUGCCUUUGUCACUUCACAAGGUGACUGCUUCAGUGCCAAUGUUGUCGUCUCAACUUGUUUCCAAAGCCCCCAGGCGGAGAACAAAAAUCUAUGUAGUUUUGAGAAAGUUGGUCUAAUGCAUGUUGGAAGCUUGUUUUGUUUUGUUUAAAAUACAUUAAUAAAAUACCCUGAACUAUCA